Molecule: messenger RNA, 3543 nt
Organism: Triplophysa rosa
Lineage: Eukaryota; Metazoa; Chordata; Actinopteri; Cypriniformes; Nemacheilidae
Product: cholesterol 24-hydroxylase-like
Exons: 15
Coding region: 69-1601 (510 amino acids)
Biological process (GO): cholesterol catabolic process
Molecular function (GO): heme binding; iron ion binding; cholesterol 24-hydroxylase activity
Source: RefSeq, a predicted model, not a curated record
CAUAUCAGACAUAAGCCUGAAUAGUAUUCGCUAUAGUGUGCUAAUCGAAGACGUAACGUUACACUACGAUGGCAGUCCUUCAGGAGAUCACAGGAUGGCUUUCACAUAUUAUGUUUUACGUACUCUGUGUUGUUUUAAUCGCAUUUGUUGCGUAUUGUCUGUAUGUUAGACAUGUUCAUCAGAAAUAUGAUCAUAUACCUGGACCUCCAAGAGACAAUUUUUUACUGGGACAUACGCCGACUUUUAUAAAAGAAAUAAAUAAAUCGGACGGCGUCAUACACGACUUAUUUUUGGAAUGGGCAGAAAAAUAUGGUCCUGUCUACAGACUUAACAGCUUGCAUUUUGUUGUUGUCAUGAUUUAUUGCCCUGAGACUACUAAGACAGUAUUGAUGUCACCUAAGUACCCCAAAGAUCCUUUCGUCUACAAACGCCUCUUUAACUUGUUUGGAAAAAGGUUCCUGGGAAACGGACUUGUGACGGCUACAGAUCAUGACGUCUGGUACAGGCAGCGGCGCAUUAUGGAUCCAGCCUUUAGCAGCUCAUACCUGCGAGGCCUUAUGGGGACGUUUAAUGAGAUGUCAGAACGCCUCAUGAACGAACUGGAGGAAACGGCAGACACGAAUACACCUGUCGUGAUGCACGAUAUGGUCAACUGUGUCACACUUGACGUCAUUGCCAAGGUGGCUUUUGGUGUUGAUUUAAACUUGUUAAAGAAUACUGACUCCCCCUUCCAGACUGCUAUAGAGCUGUGUUUAAAAGGCAUGGUAUAUUAUCUCAGAGACCCUUUUUUCAAGCUUAACCCCAAGAACUGGAAGACGGUACAACAAAUUAAAGAUGCAGCUGAACUCUUGCGUGCAACAGGAGAGAAAUGGAUACAAAACAGGAAGACAGCAGUGGAAAAUGGUGAAGACGUCCCCAAAGAUAUUCUCACUCAAAUUCUCAAGACAGCAGAGGAGGAAAAAGCAAACAACUUAGAAGACCACGAGCUGAUGCUGGACAAUUUUGUCACUUUCUUUAUAGCGGGGCAAGAGACAACAGCCAAUCAGCUCUCGUUUGCAAUCAUGGAAUUAGGACGACACCCUGAGAUAUAUAAACGAGCUAAAGCAGAAGUGGAUGAAGUGCUCGGGAUGAAACGUGAAAUUGUAUAUGAAGACCUGGGAAAACUCAGUUAUCUGUCUCAGGUGUUGAAGGAAACGCUGCGUCUGUACCCCACUGCUCCAGGAACAUCUCGCUGGCUGCCUGAUGACAUCAUUAUAAAUGGACUGAAAGUGCCAGGAGGAUGUGCUGCUAUUUUCAGUUCUUAUGUCUCCGGAAGAUUGGAAAAGUUUUUCAAAGAUCCGCUGAAGUUUGAUCCAGAGAGAUUUGAUGUGAAUGCCCCAAAGCCUUAUUACUGCUACUACCCAUUUGCUCUUGGACCGCGUUCUUGUCUGGGGCAGGGCUUCUCACAGAUGGAGGCGAAAGUUGUGCUCGCCAAACUGCUUCAGAGGUUUGAGUUCAGUCUGGUUGCUGGACAGUCUUUUGACAUUAAAGACACAGGAACUCUGCGGCCCCGAAGUGGAGUUAUCUGUACCAUUAAACACUGCACACAGGACGUGUUCUAGACUCUGGAUUUCUAGGAUUUUUUUUAUUUUGUACUGAUCAGUAUGUUGAUGUGUACUUCAUGUUUAAUAUUCCAAAGGCACUUGAACUAUGUUGUCUUACAUUGUAAAUCUUUAUUUUAAAGAGUACAUAACUAGGGAUUUUUAAGGUCCUACUUUGGUUUAUGGAGUGUCCAACAACAAGUUUAUAUAUAUAUAUAGAAGGUGUAAAAACACUAUUAUUUCGUAAUAAUAGGCAGUUAUUCUUACCUUACUUCUUGACUGACUCUCAAAUAAUUUGUUCCGCGAUUCAUCUGUCUAAUCCCCUCCUUUCCGCUAGCCUAGUCUGAUGUGAUUGGUCAGGUGGUCUAGUCUGCUGUGAUUGGUCUACCGCGAAUGAGGCUCAGGACCUCGAUUUGGGGGAGAAGAGUGAAGUUUUCGCGGGCAGUCCUAGCAAAACGUAGGCGGGGACUAUAUGUAGUGACGUAAAUCUGCGGCAGUUCGCGAAUCGGACUAGGGACGACUCGUUUGCGUAAUUCAGAGUCGACUCCCUUAUUUCCAAGCCAAUAACUUUGUUAUUCAUUCACCUUCGGAUUUACAACUUGGCAGACUGCUUACUUUCAAACACGGCAACAUUACACACUGCUCAUGUUAUACUCUUUAAAAUGAGAGGCUACGUCUGCCCACGUGUUUUCCUGCCCUAUGACCCUGAGAUAUGACAGCCAGCCUGUGGUAAGCGAUAAAAAAUGGGGGGAUUAUUGGCUGUUUAGAAAGAGGGAUCUGCAUUUUUAAGUAAAUUAAUUUUUUGGUGGGGUACUUAUGGUUGCCGAGAGGUGUUUUCAAUAUGAAAUUACAGGAAAUCAUUUACUCACUUUGUUUGUCAUGGUGCUGCCACAAGACCAAGAAAGACAUGGCAUGACGAGGCAGAACCACGACGGAACCCCAUGUUUCAUUUGGAGGGAGGUAAUUUUGGCCCUUUCGGCUUGCCAUACUCUCUCCGGUCUCCGUGGGUUUUUGUUUCAUGUUUUGUAUUUAUAAUUAGAGUCUGUUUGUUAACCCCUUACCCGCUGUCUGCACUUGGGUCCUCUGUCCAUAUUUCCCCCAGCGUUCAUGACACUGUUGUCCUUUUAAACCGGUGUGAUUUUCUUUCUUCUGGAAAACACAAAAGAUGUUUUGAAAAAUGUUGGUAACCAAAAAACGCUGGUCCCCAUCGUCUUCUAUUGUAUGGACACAAAACGGUUUUGUGACCUUUUCUUUGUCAUUUGUCCAUGUUUGUCAUGUCCAUAAAUGCAUAAAAGAUGGUCCAGAUAUACUUAUGCAGGUGUCCAAUACAAUGGAAGGUGUGAUACUAGUCUGAAGUUAAGCCUGUAGCCAUAACAACAGUAAAGAUAAAGUAAUCAUUGCAACACUACAAUAAGGUGCUAUUUGUUAACAAUGCGGUAACUAACAUGUACUAAAAAUGAACAAUAUGGUUUUUCAGCAUGAAUUAAGUCUUGUUAAUGUUAGUUAAUGUCAAUAAAAUGACUCAUAUUAGUUCAUGAUGCAGAAGAAUUUAUUGACAAAAAGGGAAAGUGACACAACAUUUCUGUAUGUCCCUAGUGUAGUCUGACUCUUAAACAGAAAUCCUUAACCUUGAGCUGUAUAAACAAAUCCAUAAAAGUAUCAUCUGAAAACUCUUUAUUCACUAAUGUUAAAGGGCGUUUACAUUGUUAACCCCCCCAAAAGUAUUUUCCCUGCUGAAAAUAAAACAAUAAUAGAGCCCUGUCCAAAACACAAUAGAAGAUGUAAUGGAUUUAAUGAGAUUUGGAUUGGGUUUUAAUGGAAACUAUAAUGGUGUUUUCUGAUAUAUGGAGUAUACUAUUGGUGGGAUGUUGAAAUAAUGCCUAAACACACUACAAAAGGACUUUUGUAAUGGUUUUAAUGGAAAAAGCUAAUUGUUCAUAAUGAUAUUUUAAUAAAAACCUUU